AUGCUAGACAUGGAAGUUGAACUUCAAUUAGGAUACACAAUCCCAACCUCUGGACGGUAUGAUACAUCUUGUAUGUUGUCAUACAAGGGGGAGGAUAUUGUCCGCCAAAUACAAGCAAUACAAACUAAAGUGGAAGCCGCAAAAUCAGACCCAACACAGGCCAACUUCAUCACUGGCUUCCACGAUUUCUUCCGAUUAUCCUCCCUUCAAGAAUGCUUGAUUGGAGAAGACAUUUUCCUGGCUAAUUCAACCCUUGAGUACCUUGAGAAAGCUCUUAAAGGAUCCCCAGAAACAGACCCAUUGGCUCGAAAAGCUCAAAAUCUCCGGUGUGAGAACUCCUUUGGGAAUGGUGGCAGUCAUGUGAGGGGGAAAUAG
Puccinia graminis f. sp. tritici CRL 75-36-700-3 is the source of this 375-nucleotide messenger RNA. RefSeq lists its product as uncharacterized. The coding region runs from base 1 to 375 and encodes 124 amino acids. The transcript has a single exon. The record is from RefSeq and is a predicted model, not a curated record. NCBI's taxonomy places the organism in Eukaryota, Fungi, Basidiomycota, Pucciniomycetes, Pucciniales, Pucciniaceae.